This is a messenger RNA of Saccostrea cuccullata (small rock oyster), 2630 nucleotides long. RefSeq names its product toll-like receptor 4. Gene Ontology annotation, molecular function: transmembrane signaling receptor activity; protein binding. The transcript has 2 exons. Lineage: Eukaryota; Metazoa; Mollusca; Bivalvia; Ostreida; Ostreidae. Gene Ontology annotation, biological process: immune response; inflammatory response; toll-like receptor signaling pathway. Gene Ontology annotation, cellular component: plasma membrane. Bases 150 to 2474 code for a protein of 774 amino acids. The record is from RefSeq and is a predicted model, not a curated record.
UUAAAUUGUCAUUAGGACAAGGAAGUUUAAGGAAUAGUAAAGGGUCUUGCACUUUGCUUUAUGGGAGACAAACAUAUUGUGACCUUCCAGUGCAAACGCAUGCACUGCCUCACUGAUUUUAUUCAAUCUUUUAUAUAUAUAAACACUAGAUGGAUUUACUUUAUGCCUCUCCACCCAUCCGUUUCCUAGUACAAAGAAAUUCGGAAUAUUCAUUCACCAUGUUUGAUCUGCUUUGCCUAUCUGUUUUAUUUGCAACACAUUUCAAAGUGGAAUCUCUGGAAUGUUCGUCCGACGAAAGAUGCAGAUGUGAAAACUAUCAAGGACAACUUUGGGCAAAUUGUGAAAAUCUUAAUCUCACAACGACACCGUCUUUUAACAAUGACGUCACAGGAAUCAAUCUUGCAAGAAACAGCCUUUCAAAGUUUCCAGAAAGUCUUCCUAAAGGAAUACUGUAUUUAGAUGUCUCUGAAAACAUACUGCAAAAAAUGGAUGCAGCGUCACUGCAUAAAUAUAACGACCUGAGAAAUUUAAGUGUUUCUAGCAAUAAACUUAGGUCUAUUGAGCUUGGUGCUUUUGAGAACACCUCAAACAUUCUACAUCUUGAUAUUUCAAAUAAUCAGGAAUUAACUUUAGACGUUAUAGUUAAUGUAUCGAGUGACUUACGGAACUCUACUUCAAUUCGAGUUUUAAAUUUUGAAAAAUUACAAUGCACCUAUGGCGUCAGUUUCAAUCUCAUGAAAUAUCAUACUGUUUUUCUCAGGCACACAAAGCUAGAGGAACUGAAUUUGGCGUCAAAUCGCAUCAACAGUCUUGAAACAGGAGUUCUAUCAGAAUUACCAAAGUCCCUCAAACAUCUAAAUUUAGCGAAUAACAUUCUGAGUUUUGGAUUUUAUUUGGCUGAGUUUGGCAAUUUGCCCAGUUUAAUCAGUAUAAAUGUGAGUUUCCAAGAUUCUUUCCGUCAGGUGCUUACAACCGAAUUUUUGAUUAAUUGUAACGAUACCCGAGCACCAGGCAGAAGAUUUACAGAACAUUCUGAUAUUUUCAGGAGGAACCCUGUAUUAUCAUCUUCCAUGAAAGAAAAGUUUAAUUUAACUGUAUAUAUGCCAAGAAAUCUAAAAACGAUUUAUUUUCACGACAACUUGUACAAGUUUACUCUACAAGACUUUAUUUUCAAGUCUGUCCAUAAACAAGUGUUGACACAUCUCUACAUGCAAAAUAAUAUCAUCUACGAAUUGAACGGUCCUAUCAUAGGAUUUGAAAGUGUUGAAUAUGUCGAUUUCUCCAAUAAUUUUUGCGGUCGCAUCUCGUCGAAUUUCUUUCAGUAUUUUAGAAAUUUAUCUUACCUCAACCUGUCCAACAAUGCAUUGGGUGAAACUUUAGAAAGGGAUGGGAAUGGAGAUAUUUUCCAAUAUCUUCGUACGUUGACCACUUUGGAUUUAAUGCGGAACAGGAUUGUAUCUCUUCCGGAUAAAAUUUUCCGUAAUUUGAAUAAAUUGGAAAAUCUUGAUGUGAGUUAUAAUUCUUUAAAUAAAUUUUCGAUACCUAUAAAUCAUAUGACAAAUCUCUUAAAUUUAGACCUCUCAAAUAAUCAGUUAACGUGUUUGGAUGCGGAAACGAGAAACGCCUUAGAUUCGAUUUCACAAAGGAGAGAAAUUUCAGUGAAUUUGAGAGAUAACAGAUUGAGAUGCGAUUGUGAAAACUUGGAAUUUCUAAAGUGGAUGCACUUGUCUAAAAAUGUAAAAUUUCUGUAUUUCCACAAUUAUUCUUGUGAUUUCUUAAAUUCAUCAAAGAUGCAUUUUUCUGACAUUGAAAAUGUACUUCAGACUUUGGAAAAACGAUGUGUGUCUUAUGCUCUUCUUAUCGUGAUUAUGACGUCAUUAAUAAUCGUUGCCUUGACAACCGCUAUCAGUCGCAUUCUUUAUAGAUAUAGGUGGAAAUUAAGAUACAUGUAUUAUGUUGCAAGGGAAAAGUACAAAGACAACGAACUACGUAACCGGAAAUAUCAUGGAAAAGAAUAUCACUUUGAUGCCUUUGUGUCGUAUGCUGAAAGUGACCGACAUUUCGUUAUUUCUUUAGUGAAGUUCCUCGAAGAUCAAAGCAACUUGAGGCUGUGUAUACACCAUCGUGAUUUUAUUCCAGGGACAGGAAUUGAAGAUAACAUCACAAACGCCAUUCAUAACAGCAGACAAACUGUUUGUAUUAUGACGUCACAGUUUUUAGAAUCAUAUUGGUGUAUGUUUGAAUUGAACAUGGCUCGAAUGGAAUCUAUAUAUUCCCGAAAUGGUGAAAAUGUUCUUUUUCUUGUUUCUCUAGAGGAAAGUGCAAUGAGAAAAUUGCCGCUGUCUUUAAUGGACCUGAUAGAAUCAAAAUCAUAUUUAGAAUUCCCGGAGGGAGGGGACCAGGAGGAAGUAACAGCCUUCAGAUCGAACUUAAAGAGACACCUAAAUCGUACGAUAAUGGCUUCAGACACUUAAAUGAUGAGAGGUUAAGAUAAAAAAACAGCAAUCGAUCUAAAAAUCUUUUCACGACCUAUUGGUAGCAUCUGUUCCAAAACAACAUACACUAUCAUAGUUAUGCUGGUAAUUCUCAAGCUUACCUUGUCUUUAAACCUAGGGACAUGUGGAAUAACA